Teleopsis dalmanni is the source of this 698-nucleotide messenger RNA. RefSeq lists its product as uncharacterized. NCBI's taxonomy places the organism in Eukaryota, Metazoa, Arthropoda, Insecta, Diptera, Diopsidae. The record is from RefSeq and is a predicted model, not a curated record.
UUAAAGAAAAGGUGUUAAUAAGUAGAAGAGUUUGGUUUUAUAAUUUUCAUGAUUUGUGUAUUUUUUUUGUAUUUAUUUAAAAAAUGAAGAAUUUUUGUCUAUACGGUGCCUUUGCUCUUCUGGCAAGUUUUAUGGCCAACGCCGCUAUAAGCAAUAACGACGUUUCAAAAGCAAAUCGUACCAUUCAUAUGAUCAACACUGAUCUCUUUAACACAAUUAAUCUUAAGCUAAACACAAAUGAAAGCCAAUACAUCAGGGAAUCCAUCGACUUUUCGAGAACGCUGCGAAUCAGGGAUGUACUAAACUUUUUUGAUAUAGCACACAUUGCCUCCAGCUGGAGUAACAUUAGAACUGAAAUAUCAACAAAUUGUUCCAAAGAUACCAGCAAGUAUAUACAAGGACUAGUUGAGGCUAACAUGUGGGCCGUAAAAAUGGAUGAUGCAUCUGGACACUAUACAUCCGGAUUCUUUUAUGGCAAUAAUUAUUGGAUGGGAUCGUUAUCACUUUGUAAAUCCAUUCACCAUGAAAAUACCGAAAAUAUUUCAAAUGAUGCCACGAAUGCCACGAAAAAUUCUGGACUGCCAUUUGCGAAAGCUCACACACAAGUUUAUAACACUAUUCUCAACGAAAAUCCGCCGUUUUUCCCCAGUUUCUACAUUGUGAAAAUGUUUCUGAAUGAAACGUAUCCCACAAAUUUG